This is a messenger RNA of Penicillium bovifimosum, 1233 nucleotides long. It is a transcript of the gene isn1, whose product is annotated as IMP 5'-nucleotidase ISN1. Gene Ontology annotation, molecular function: magnesium ion binding. The transcript is spliced from 7 exons. Lineage: Eukaryota; Fungi; Ascomycota; Eurotiomycetes; Eurotiales; Aspergillaceae. Bases 1 to 1233 code for a protein of 410 amino acids. Gene Ontology annotation, biological process: nucleotide metabolic process; nicotinic acid riboside biosynthetic process; nicotinamide riboside biosynthetic process. The record is from RefSeq and is a predicted model, not a curated record.
AUGACAACCCAUGCCCUCAAGACCCAUCGUCGGGAUCAACUUAUUGAAUGGAUCAAAGGCCUGCUAGCCGUCCCCUUUGUCCUGCAUUCCCAGCCCACCGCAAUCUACCAGGAACAUAGCGAAGGGCUGAAGUCCGUCGCCGCCGACACCCACGUCCGCUAUGCAGAGAUCAUGCGAGAUGUAGAGCGACUGGUAAUCGAUCACAUCCAACACCACGAACGCAAUGCCCCAGGCAAAUCCAAACUCAACCUCCUCGUGCCGACCGUCGGCACCUUCUUCACCCAGCUGUACCUGGAAGAUGCAUUCAAAUACCAAGACCAGCAGCGAUUCAUCAGCCGACGACGCUUCGUCGCGCCCUCAUUCAACGAUAUCCGACUAAUCCUCAACUCCGCCCAGGUCAUCGGCCUCGUCCGCUCCAGCGACGUGAAACUAGUCACGUUCGAUGGAGACGUGACACUCUACGAUGACGGCGCCUGUCUCAUGGCUGAUAACCCAGUCAUCCCCCGUAUCCUGCGUCUCCUGCAGCAGGACCGUAAGGUGGGCAUCGUGACGGCGGCGGGUUACACCGAGGCCCCGAAGUACUACGAGCGACUCCAGGGUCUGCUCGAGGCUAUCCACGGGUCAACUGACCUCACUGAGGACCAGAAGCAAGGUCUGAUUGUCAUGGGCGGCGAGAGUAACUUCCUGUUCCGGUUUGAUCCUACCUCGACGGCUAGACUGGCCUAUGUGCCGCGCAAGGAGUGGUUGCUGGAUGAGAUGCAGGCUUGGAGUGAGGAUGAUAUUACCCAGCUGCUUGAUAUUGCUGAGUCGGCUUUACGGGCUUGUGCUUCGAAUCUUAAUCUGCCGGCUGCGGUCCUAAGGAAGGAUCGUGCUGUUGGUGUUUACCCGGUUAAUGGGGUUAGGAUUAAUCGGGAGCAGUUGGAAGAGACCGUUCUGGUGGUGCAGAAUACGGUGCAACGGUCGGCUGUUGGGUCGCGUCUGCCUUUCUGUGCUUUUAAUGGUGGGAAUGAUGUCUUUGUGGAUAUUGGUGAUAAGUCUUGGGGUGUGCGUGCUUGUCAGCGCUACUUUGGGGGUAUUGAUCCGGCUAAGACGCUUCAUGUUGGUGAUCAGUUCUUGUCGGCUGGUGCUAAUGACUUUAAGGCACGUCUUGCAUCCACGACUGCCUGGAUCGCAAGCCCGGCUGAGACGGUGGACCUACUCGAUGAGUUGGAGAAAACGGUCAACCCGGAGUAG